AUGGGUCGUCGUCCCGCUCGCUGCUACCGUUAUUGCAAGAACAAACCGUACCCCAAAUCCCGGUACAACCGUGGUGUCCCUGAUCCCAAAAUCAGGAUUUUCGAUCUUGGUCGUAAACGUGCAAACGUUGACGAAUUUCCCUUCUGCUGCCACCUCGUCUCUGAUGAAUAUGAACAACUUUCGAGUGAGGCUCUGGAAGCUGCUCGUAUUUGCGCCAACAAAUACGUUACCAAGACCUCUGGAAAGGACUCUUUCCACUUGAGGGUCCGUGUACAUCCAUUCCACGUUAUCCGUAUCAACAAGAUGUUGUCAUGCGCUGGUGCCGAUCGACUGCAAACGGGUAUGCGAGGAGCUUGGGGCAAGCCUUACGGCACUGUUGCCCGUGUCAACAUUGGGCAAAUUAUCCUUUCCAUCAGAUGCAAGGAACAGAAUGCUCCUGUCAUUAUGGAAGCUCUACGCCGCGCACGUUACAAAUUCCCUGGACGUCAAAAGAUUAUUGUUUCGAAGAAGUGGGGCUUUACUAACGUCAACAAGGAGGAAUACCUCCAGCUCAAGGCUGAGAAGAAGGUGUUACAGGAUGGUGCAUAUGUCCAAUUUAUCAAGUCCAAGGGACCCUUGGAGCAGAAUCUGCGUAACUCUCUCCGUGCUUGA
Molecule: messenger RNA, 651 nt
Organism: Lentinula edodes (shiitake mushroom)
Lineage: Eukaryota; Fungi; Basidiomycota; Agaricomycetes; Agaricales; Omphalotaceae
Product: ribosomal protein L10e/L16
Exons: 4
Coding region: 1-651 (216 amino acids)
Biological process (GO): ribosomal large subunit assembly; translation
Cellular component (GO): ribosome; cytosolic large ribosomal subunit
Molecular function (GO): structural constituent of ribosome
Source: RefSeq, a predicted model, not a curated record